AUGGGUUAAGAAUAAGCAAAACUAUUCAAGCGUCAACCUUGUACAUUACAUUAUAAGUACGAUGAUCAUGUAACUCAUAAAUCUUAACAAAUAGGAUCUUGAGUUGAAAUAUGACCCAAAAUAAAAAAUAGUAUAUCAAAAACCUUUACGUUUCCAAGAAAUGAUAUAAAUAAAUCCAGCAUUACGCGAUUUGGAUUAGGGUAAUAAUUCUUGAAUAUCUUUUAGAUAUCCUAAUACAACUUCAAUUUUUACAUGAGCAGGCACUCAAAUCAAUUAUUUUUGAGCAAUUAAAGAAAUGUGACGAUUUAAUAAUAUUGUACUAAGCCACCAAAUUUAUUGUUAAUUGUACUUCAAAUGAGUGUCUAGAACUCAUUAACAACUAUAAUAUCAUCACUAAAAUUACUUAAGAGUAGUAAAAGGAUCUAGAUAAAUAAAUACUAAUUAUCAUCAUAAUUCACUAUAUUGUAGGCAAACUACCUUCAAUUAUGUUGGAAUAAUAACACAUAUCCUGGUUGUUCAGACAUUUGAAUCCUUAUAAUGCUUUAAAUGUCUCGCUAAUAUUAUAGAUAUUAGCAGAUAUUUGUGUGAAUUAAGACAAAUGCAUUGAAAAUAUAAUAGAAAUUCUAAAAGAUCUCAAGGAAGAAGCCAAAUGGAGAUUUGCCACAGAACCCAUAUUUAAAAUCAUGGAAGUUUAACAAAAUGUAUAUCUUAUAAGGGAUGCUUGCACCUUUAUCAAUGCUUUGGCAGAAACUCAUUCAGAUGACGAAAUGUGUGAAUUAAUUAAAUAAUAAAUAGAACAAUAUGGUUUAACAGUUAUUUAUGAUGACAUCAAACUUAAACUCAAAAACUAAGAGUAUCAGAUAGCACAUUGUUCUUACAAACAUGCUAUGUAAUUCUUGCAUGAAUAAAAGUACUUGCCACAUUAUAGUCAAGUGGAUAACUUCUAUUUCAAUAAUCUUUACGAUUUCGACCCUAGUAAACCAUUGAUAUUUUCCUAUGGAUAUUUCGAUGAUAUUUUUAAUACAGAUCCAGACUAUUUUGAAAUUCAAAAGAAUUAACUUAAAGUAUAAUUAGAUGUGUAUGAUUCUUUAAUCCAACCAGCCUUUAAUCCCAAUAAAACCAUUCUAGAAAGGUAGAAUCCCUUGUUUGUAUCCACGAUAACAAAAAAAGGUAGCGAAGAAGGUCUAGUUGGUGCCUUGAAAGGAUUAUGGCAGAGUAGAGGGAAUGAAUCCACAAAUUAAUAAAUCAUAUUGAAUGCCAUCAAAAAAGCUAAUUCAUUACUAGAAAUCUAAGAGUUACUAGUUAAAUUAAAUGAUGAAUCGUCAGGUGUUACUAUUCUUUCUAGGUUGAUUGAUCUGUUGACCAAAAAAUUCGAUCAAAUUAUGUCAGAUCAAAAGAAAAGAGACUAGAUGAGAAAAGAAAGAGAAGAUGGAUAUAAAUAAUAAAUUGUAACCUCUAUUUAUAUUGUAGACCUAUCUCUAAUUGGAAAUCAAACAAAGAAGUAAUUAGGACAAUUAAAAGGAUUUUAAAAACCUUAAUGAAAAACUAAAUCUACUAAUUGAAGAAAACAAAAGAUUGCAAGAUUAGAGUUCAUAAUACACUUAACUCCAAAAUAAAUACUCAGAAAUGAGUAGUUAAUUAAUAGAAGCCUAAAAGAGUGUGGCAAAAUCAUAAUAAGUUUCAGAAUUAGAAGCCAAAUUAGAAGAGUACGCAAAUGAAAUUACCAGAUUAAAAGCAACUCAUACUCAACCCUAGUUAUGUAAAAUCUAAGCCCCGGAUGGAGGUUCAGAGCCUCCACCAAAUCCUUCAGAAAAUAUAGCCUAAGUUUAAACAGUUUCUUAAAAUGCUGCUCCACCUCCACCUCCACCACCUCCAUAAUCUUAAAUUCCAGCUCCACCUCCUCCUCCUGGAGGUAAUACAAAUGUACCUCCACCACCACCACCUCCUCCUGGAGGAAAGACUGGAGCACCUCCUCCUCCACCACCGCCUCCUCCUCCUCCUGGAGCUAAAGCUGGUGGUCCCCCUCCUCCACCUCCUCCUCCAGGUGGCAAAGCACCUCCAUUACCAAAUGCUAAACCUGCUGUGCCAACGAAGCCUAAAUGCUAACCUUCAGUUCCACUUAAAGGUCUAAGUUGGAAUAUUUUAAAGCCAGAUUAGAUUGGAAAUUCCGUAUUUUAAGGGAUGAAUGAGAACGAAAUUAAGUUUGAUGUUAAAUCUUUAGAGGAGAAAUUUGCCUCGAAACCAGCAAAGCAAAUUUAAUAAAGUAUGGGGGUGAGUGACAAAAAGAGGGAGGUGUAAAAAAUCACUUUAUUGAGUGGAGAAAGAACUAAGAACAUAGAGCUGAUAUUGGGUAAAUUAAAAAUGAGUAAUGAAAAAAUAAAGAAUGCAUUGCUUGAGUGUGACAAGUCAGUUUUAAAUCUAAAUGUGAUUGAAUCUUUAUUAAAUGUGGUUCCAACGGAUUAAGAAAAGUCUUUGUAUUAAAAUCCGGAGGAAUUAGAGAAGGAGACUUUAUAAAUAGCAGAUCUAUUUUACUUAGAAUUAUGUUAGGUACCUGCUUAGGGAGAUAGAAUGUAAGCUAUCAAGGCAGAGUUUGUGGGAAUGGAUAUGUGUAGGGAAUGCAGAGGAAAACUAAAGUAAUUAUAGAAAGGAUUUGAAUUUUAAAAAAAUGAUGAGGCAUUUAAGUUAUUAAUAAAAUGCACUUUAGCCAUAGGUAAUUAUGUAAAUGGUGACUCUGCAAGAGGAGGAGCUUUUGGAUUUAAAAUCGACGCAAUAUCAAAAGCAGCAGAUAUAAAGAGUGUGGAUGGAAAAGAAACAUUAUUGAUGAGUAUUGUUUAAGAAUGCGAGCAAAUUUAUGAAAAGCAAGGAAAGGGAUCCUUUUUCUCAAAUGAUCGUAUGGAUCUUCUUGACUUUUUAUGCAGAUUACCUGUUUCUUAGAUGACAAUUGAUAUAAAUGAAAUAAAGAAAUUGUAAAAGUUUGUGUAGAAUGCAAUAAAGAGUUAAUCAAAGUUUCCCAACGAUAGAGUAAGUAGAUUUGAAGAUUUCUCAUAAUAACUUUUAUUGGAAAUAACAGAUCUAUCUUAACUUUAAUCGACAUGUGAAUAAUUGUACUCUGAUCUAUGCCUAUUUUAUUGUGAGAAUCCAAAAACUAUGCAGAGUGACGUAUUCUUCUAAUCUAUUCAAUAAGUUUGGAAUAAUUGCUUAAGAGUAUAUAAAUUGAAAUUAUAUUUUAGUCGAAACAACAAAUUGAAAAGAUGUAAUAAAUGAAAAUCAAAGAAGAACAAAGGAAUAAAUUGGAUCAGCAGAAGAAACUGCAAUAACCGAUUACAAAUUAGACUAAUAUGCAUGAAUCGUUACCAAGGAGAGUGAGCGCUUUACAAUAGCUAUAACAAUCUCUGCCAAGUGAUGCAGUUAACUAAUUAAGAUUGAUGAAACAAAAUAAGAAUGAAAAUAACUGAUUU
Messenger RNA from Paramecium octaurelia, 3458 nucleotides. The record is from the annotation of a GenBank genome assembly. NCBI's taxonomy places the organism in Eukaryota, Ciliophora, Oligohymenophorea, Peniculida, Parameciidae.